Molecule: messenger RNA, 1732 nt
Organism: Phytophthora nicotianae INRA-310
Lineage: Eukaryota; Oomycota; Peronosporomycetes; Peronosporales; Peronosporaceae
Product: serine/threonine protein kinase
Exons: 1
Coding region: 80-1516 (478 amino acids)
Biological process (GO): protein phosphorylation
Molecular function (GO): ATP binding; protein kinase activity
Source: RefSeq, a predicted model, not a curated record
UAGUCGACAGACUGCGAGACGCGCGCCAUACAGUUGCCCCAUACUGGGGAGCUGGUAGUCUGGCAUCUACAUUUAGACAAUGUUCCACAUCGCGGCGCUGGUGUCAUCCUUCCUAGCUCCACAAGAUUCAACGUCCGCGCUCUCUAAAGAUGACACAGACGUCCUAUGGAUCCUAUGCCAAGAUACAGGGAACGAGUUCCACGAACUGUUUACAAGCGUCUACGAGCGACUGCGACUCAUACACCAGAUACUGCAUGGCUGUGGAAGAGACAAUCUAUUCUCAAGUGUGGCCGUGCUGGUGCUACAUCGACGACUGGUCGCAAGAUUCCAAGUGGCAGUGAGUAAGCAUCGAAGGCUCAACGUAUUGGUUCGGUUCGCUACAAAGAGGUCGACGCUCGAAAAGCUACAGGAAAUACACAGGGACAUCGACCAGUUAUUUGGUUUCUUAAAACUACAGAAACACACCGAAAUGACCAACUGGAGGCGAGAAUGGACACAGCAAUGCAACCGGAUGUACGCGCUGUUCAGAGUUCGGGUGGACGACCCGAGACCCAUAGUCGUUCGACUUGCUAACCCGCAAAUUGCUGAAAUUUUGGGAAUUAUCAAGUUUGAGCUUGAAUAUCACACCGAAGAGCUCCCACAACAACAAGCCGAAUUAAUGCGAAAAACGAUCACGAAAAUAUUGAGAUGCUCGAAUGUGCACGUGCCUAAGAUCUCGCGUUUCUUCAUUCCCCCAGUGGAUAUGGAACUGGGAGAUACUCAUACCGAAAUUAAAGAUACAAGCUGUGAAGUCAAGCGAAGUGUAUACGACCAAGGUACGAGACUUAUCGCACAGUAUCUCUCGGCUGAUAAUCGCUAUGCGAGGCAGCUUUUCUGGAAUGCUACGGAGAUUUGGCACGGGUUUGAACACCCCAAUGUGGCCAAGAUACUAGGAGAAUCCAUGCUGCUGUCACAACCUUGUGUUGUAUGGGAAGAUGCCGCUGCACAUGGCAAUUUUAUCCACUAUUUUGCCAGCGAAAGGGAAAACAACCAGAGAAACCUGUGGCGAAUGUUUCUUCAGGUUGCACAUGGAUUAAACCACAUUCACCAACGUGGAAAAACUCAUGGCAGUCUCAAGUGCUCGCAUAUUUUGGUAGCUGAGGAUGGUAUACCCAAAAUUUGUCAUUUUGAGCUGAGUAGAGGAGCUGAUGUGGGUGGUGUUGAUCGCUGGAAGGGACCGGAGUACAAUCUCGGGAACGGUGUAGACCCGUCGAAGGCUGGAGAUGUGUACGCGUUUGGGUUGUGUAUUAUCGAAGCACGUAUAGGGGACAUUCCCUACGGAGUUGACUGCGACGACUCGGUGAAGAGCCAAUUAGAAGAGCUGGAGUGUUAUCCUCGACCGGAAGGUUUCCGUGAUGAUGAGUGGAACGUUGUUAAGCGCUUUGUUGCUCACGAUCCGAUGGAGCGACCUACGGUGGCUCAGGCUAUUGAGAUGAUAGAGGAACUGGCCUGGCAAGAGGCAAUGGAUAAGAAGUGAACAUUGGGAAGACGGCAGUAGCAGCCGAAUUGAGCUGCAGUAAGUUGGAAUGGGAUGCAGGGAAGCAUGAGUGUCUCCCAUUUGUGAAUAAUACUGGGCCGCGUUAAAGACUCGCUCCUAGAACUUCACUGUUAAUGAACCCCACAUAAGGAAAAAAUAAUUAACUGAUAAACACGAAUUGGCUUCUACUGCAAAAAAUAAUUAGUUAAAACAACC